AAGCCUUACUAGCUAUAAAUAUGUGUGGUAUCUGUAGUGUGCUGGAGAAGAGUAUGCAGGAAAACCUAAGGAAUAGAGGCCCGAACUCCAGUCGCAUCACCAAAAAAGCUUCAAAUCCCCACCACUGUCUGUUCUCUGCUCGUGUACUUCACAUGAGAUUGCCUUUCACCUCAGCACAAGACAGUAACAGGAAUGUACUGAUGUGGAACGGAGAGGUUUUUGGUGGACUGUCAUUGAGACCGGAAGAGAAUGACACUGACGUUAUUGGCCACCAUCUCUCAGCCUGUGACAGCCCUACAGAGAUCCUGUCUGUCCUGGCCAAUGUUUGUGGACCCUGGGCUUUUACAUAUUCCCAACAGGCCGGACACUAUCUCUGGUUUGGGAGAGACGUCUAUGGCCGGCGAAGCUUGCUUUGGUAAUAUGACGCUGAGGAGAAGUCUUUGACUCUGAUGUCUGUGGCUGCCCAUCUCCCUGGCUCUGAAAGACCACCAUAGUGGAAAGAGGUUCCAGCAGUAGGUGUUUACAGUAUUGACCUUUGCAGAGUCUGGCUCUGCAAUGGGUUCACGCAGGUGAGAGUCUGUCAUCUGUUAGUCAAGAAUCCAAGUUGGAGGGUAUCCCCAGGAACACCUCAGCAGUGAUGAACAAUUCAGGUCUCUCCCUAACCGUUCCGGUUUGCCCACUGAACAUGACAAUCCCUCAGUUGUCAAAGGAGGUAGAACAUGAUCCGAGCUCACAAGCCUCAGUUAAAGACCUGGAGGUGUUGCUGGAGUCUGAUGAGAGAARGUUUAUGGUGAAUAGUCUUAWUGAUGUUCUCAGUYAGGCAGUAGGGAGGCAUGUGCAGUGUCUUCUCUUUGAUACACUGCUGACAUCACCACAGACCAAUGACGAAGCAGCAAUUGCCGUCAUUUUUGAUUCCAUGAUUCUGGCUGCCCGCCACAUCCCAACCCACCAACCAAUUGACCUUCUGAAUGUGCCACUCAAACUGCAAGAACCAAAGGUGCUGAAGGAGUCUACCAAGAAAAGCAAAAAGCACAAAACAAAGCCCAUGGAUUCUAAAACUGACGUUGCUGAUUCCCACGUGUAUAGCCCUUUUGACGUCCCAGACAAGAUCACUGGCAGAGCAGGCCUGCAAGGGCUUCAGCACUUGAAUCCAGAGAAAAAAAUGGAUUAUGUUGAAAUCAACGUCCCUCAGAAGGAGGAGCUCAUCUGUCACCUGGUGCACCCAUUGGAUACUGUGCUUGAUGACAGCAUUGGAUGUGCUGUGUGGUUUGCAGCGAGAGGAACCGGCUUCCUCACAGAAGGCAACAAACCGAGGGGGUUCACUUCAUCUGCCAAGGUGGUUUUGACAGGUAUGGGUGCCGAUGAGCAGAUGGCAGGGUACUCCAGACACAGAGUCCACUUCAAGACCUCUAGGCAUGAGGGUCUGGUCCAAGCGCUGGCKAUGGAGCUGGGCAGAAUUUCUACAAGGAAUCUCAUUUGAGAUGACAGAAUCAUAGGAAGGAGGCUAGGCAAGUACUGAAGGCUUCCCUAUUUGGAUGAGGAUGUGGUGUGUUUCCUGAUUGCCCUGCCAGUGUACGAGAAGGCAGAUUUGUCGGAGAAACUGCUACUGAGGCUGGCUGCCAAGGAGCUGGGCCUGGGGGCCUCUGCUCUACUCCCUAAGAGAGCCAUGCAGUUUGGUUCCCGCGUCGCAAAGAUGUAAAACAGCCACAGGAAGGCUUCAGAC
This is a messenger RNA of Salvelinus sp. IW2-2015, 1723 nucleotides long. NCBI's taxonomy places the organism in Eukaryota, Metazoa, Chordata, Actinopteri, Salmoniformes, Salmonidae. The record is from RefSeq and is a predicted model, not a curated record.